AUGGUCAAUAAAAUCAAGUGUCGCUAUUGCAAUAAACUUAUGCUUAGCGUGGCUCAAUUAAAACGACAUGUUCAACAGCAUACUGGAAUUAAAUCUCAUCGAUGCAAGAUAUGCGGAAAAACUUUUAAAAGUUACUGUAACUACAGAAAGCAUACAUGGACCCAUCGACAAAGCGGAAUACAGUGUCCUGAAUGUCAUCGCUAUUUCAAAUCAGAAAAGACGUUAAGAUCACAUUCCAUCCUACAUUCUACUCAAGUUGCUAUUUAUUGUUCAUUAUGUCAUCGUAGUUUAAAAAAUCUAUCAGGAUUUAAAAUACAUCUAAAAAAAUUACAC
This is a messenger RNA of Trichoplax adhaerens, 333 nucleotides long. RefSeq lists its product as uncharacterized. The transcript has a single exon. Gene Ontology annotation, biological process: regulation of transcription by RNA polymerase II. Gene Ontology annotation, molecular function: RNA polymerase II transcription regulatory region sequence-specific DNA binding; DNA-binding transcription factor activity, RNA polymerase II-specific. Gene Ontology annotation, cellular component: nucleus. Lineage: Eukaryota; Metazoa; Placozoa; Uniplacotomia; Trichoplacea; Trichoplacidae. The record is from RefSeq and is a predicted model, not a curated record. The annotation marks the transcript as partial.